AUGAUUUUUCUAUAUUGGCGCACUCUUUUCAACAUGUCACUGUACCCUUCUAUUUCUCCAUCUUCUAAUGAAUGUGUAACUGCUGUUGAAUUGUAUAUCAAAUGUCGAAAUCUAGUCAACAAAGAUUUGAUGUCCUUAUCAGAUCCACUUGCUGCUGUCUACUUAUUUGAAAGGGGAUCCUGGAAUGAGGUGGGAAGAACAGAGAAAAUAACCAACAGCUUAAAUCCAGAAUUUUCAAAACCAGUUCCAAUCCGUUAUUAUUUCGAAGAAGUCCAGAAGCUUAAGAUUUGUGUGUAUGAUAUUGACAAUGAAACAUCCACCCUUUCUGACGAUGACUUUCUUGGCGAAAUAGAAUGUUCUUUAGGACAGGUCGUCUCUUGUUCUCCGUUUACAAAAACUCUGAGUCGAGGUGGAUCAGGGUCAAUAACUGUUUCUGCAGAAGAGCUUUCAGAAGCAGGUGAAAUUAUUACAUUCAAUUUUUCUGGUGAAAAUCUGGACAAAAAGGAUUUCUUUGGUCUUUCAGACCCUUAUAUUGAAAUUUUCCGACAAACACAAUCCAACUGGCAAUUGGUCCAUAGAACUGAGGUCAUAAAGAACAAUUUGAAUCCCAAAUGGAAGCCAUUUGAGUUGAAGGCACAAACAUUGUGUAAAGGAGACAGACAAUUAAAAAUCAAAAUUGAUUGUUAUGAUUGGGACAGUGAUGGAUCACAUGACUUCAUUGGCUCUUGUGUUACAACCCUGGGAGACAUGGAAAAAGCCACUGACAAAUCACUCAGCUGGCCAUUGAUGAACCCUAAAAAGGCAGCAAAGAAAAGCAGCUACAAAAAUUCAGGGAAACUCGUUCUCAGAUCAAUCCGGGUCAUGAAGCUAACUUCAUUUUUGGAGUAUAUCUUUGGAGGAAUGCAGAUUAAUUUUACCGUGGCAGUUGAUUUUACUGGUUCCAAUGGCAAUCCCAGAAAGCCGGAUUCUUUACAUUACAUGGAUCCAUAUCAGCCAAACCAGUACAUGCAGGCAAUUAGAGCUGUGGGAAAUGUAUGCCAAGACUAUGACAGUGAUAAAUAUUUUCCAGCUUUGGGAUUUGGAGCAAAGAUUCCCCCCAGUAUGCAAGUUUCACAUGAGUUCCCUCUGAAUUUCAACAUGCAGAAUCCUUUUUGUGCUGGAAUUGAUGGAGUUCUAGCAGCCUACCAAAACUGUCUCCCCCAGAUACAGUUGUAUGGCCCUACAAAUGCAGCACCCACCAUUAACCAUGUGGCCCGCUUUGCAUAUUCAGCUCAAAUGGAAGAGCCACAAAAAGGUGCACAUGCUUACUUCAUCUUGCUAAUGCUGACUGAUGGGGUCCUAACUGACAUGAAUGAUACUCGAAGUGCUAUUGUCCAGGCUUCGUAUUUACCCAUGUCCUUGAUUAUCGUUGGAGUAGGCAAUGCAGACUUUACAAAUAUGAACAUGCUUGAUGCUGAUAAUGAUAUUCUAAGAGAUCCUGCAGGUCGACCAGCUGCAAGGGACAUUGUGCAAUUUGUUCCGUUCCGAGAAUUUGCUAAGAAUCCAGGAAGUACGAAAACAAGAGAAAGCACAAGUAUAGAACUUGCAAGGCAUGUCCUUGCAGAAAUCCCUAAACAAGUUGAAGGUUAUUACCGGAUGAGAGGUAUUCCCGCCAAUCCUAAGCGUGCAGCACCACCACCACAACCAGCACCCUCAGCAGCAGCCCCAGCCCCAUAUCCACACAAUACGCAGGCUCCAUCAGCACCAGCCCCAUAUCCACAGAAUAUGCAGGCUCCAUCAGCACCAUAUCCACAGAAUAUGCAGGCUCCAUCAGCACCUUCAUUGUAA
This is a messenger RNA of Acanthosepion pharaonis, 1827 nucleotides long. Lineage: Eukaryota; Metazoa; Mollusca; Cephalopoda; Sepiida; Sepiidae. The record is from the annotation of a GenBank genome assembly.